Molecule: messenger RNA, 3573 nt
Organism: Ceratotherium simum simum (southern white rhinoceros)
Lineage: Eukaryota; Metazoa; Chordata; Mammalia; Perissodactyla; Rhinocerotidae
Gene: CCDC40
Product: coiled-coil domain 40 molecular ruler complex subunit
Biological process (GO): epithelial cilium movement involved in determination of left/right asymmetry; heart looping; axoneme assembly
Cellular component (GO): cilium; cytoplasm
Source: RefSeq, a predicted model, not a curated record
ACCUGGAAGGAGACGCGACUUCUGCAGGAGAGGAGGACCAGAAUAAUGAAGGAGACAGGGUAUCACCGACAGAGAAGAGCAGUGACCAGAAAAAUGAGGAAGCUGUUGGCGCUACAGAGCAUUCUGAGGGGGAAAUCACAAAUGAUGGGGAAAUCACAAAUGAUGGAGAAAUGGAAAUCGAAGGGGAAGUCAAAACCGAUGGGGAAGUCGAAAUUAAAGAGGAAGUGGAAACGGAAGAGGAAUUUAAAUUUGAAGGGGAAUUCGAGUCUGAUAUGGAAGCCACAUCCUCUGAAGGCAAAGUCAGUUCUACAGAUCUGACUUAUUCAGGGCUCAGUGCUGUGGGUGUGCCUGGAGGGGAAGCUGGCCCCACACACCCAUAUGAAGGAGCAAGGAGGGAAGCUGGUCUUGAAGACAGAGAGGCCCCCCGGCCAUCAGAACCCGCAGAAGUGGGGGUCAUCUCCACAGAGCCAUCCCAGCAAGUAGUAGGCUUAUCUGAGCAAAUGGGCCAGGAUGCUUCUCGACGGAGGGUUAGCAAAUCGAAAAAAUCCCAUGAAGAGCCCCAGCAGAAGGUCUUUCCUCUGGCAGCACGACACCACCUCAGACUGAGCCAGGGGAGCAGCAUCACAUCCUCGGACUUUGAUGAGCUGCUCCUGUGCAGGGAGGAGCCCUCUGCAGAGGAGCCAGUCAUCUUCCCAGAGGAGUCUGAGGCCCACCCCACCGAAGGAGCCCCACCCACGUUCCUGGACAGGAUCCAGCAGUUAAGCAUGGCCGAGGAAGGGGCUAUGGAGAGAAUGGAGUCCAAGGGGAGUGAUGAGGCUGAAGAUGACGCAUCCCAACUGGUGGUUUUGGACCCAGACCACCCCCUGAUGAUAAGAUUCCAGGCUGCCCUGAAGAACUAUCUUAACCGACAGAUAGAAAAAUUGAAACUGGAACUUCAAGAGCUGGGCGCGGCCACCAAGCAAAGCCGAGUCCAGCGGCAGGAGCUGGGGGUGGAGCUCUACGGGGUCCAGCAGCACCUGGCCCGCCUGCAGAUGCACCUCGAGAAGAGCCACGACCGCCACUCGCUCGCCGCGUGUGCGAGGCGGCAGAAGGAGGAGGCGCUGCGGGGCGUGCGGUCGCUCUACGCCAAGACCUGCGCGGCUGCCAACGAGGAGCGCAAAAAGCUGGCAGCUCUGCAAGCCGAGAUGGAGAACCUGGCCCUGCAUCUCUUCUACGUGCAGAACAUCAACCAGGACGUGCGCGAUGACAUCCUCGUGAUGAAGCAAGUUGUGAAGAAGUCCACAGUGGAGCAGAUGAGAGCCGAGACGGAGAAGAAGAAGCAGGAUCUGAUCGUGGACCAGCUCACCACCCGAGCCAACCAGCUGGAAGAACAAAUCGCCCUGUUUGAGGCUCAGUACUGUGCCCAGGCCGAGGACACCCGGAUUCUCAGGAAAGCAGUGAGCGAGGCCUGCACGGAAAUAGACGCCAUCAACAUGGAGAAAAAGUGCAUCCUGCAGCAGUGGGCCACCAGCCUGGUGGGUAUGAAGCAUCGUGACGAGGCUCACAGGACCAUCCAGGAGGCGUUCAGCGAAUACCAGCAUCAAGUCAAGUCCAUCGACAGCGAGAUCGAAGCCUAUAAGAAAUCCAUCGUGAAGGAGGAAGAAAAGAACGAGAAGCUGGCGAGCAUCCUGAACCGAGCGGAGUCGGACGCCAGCCUGAUGCAGAAACUGACCACGCAGUGCCUGACCAAGCAGGAGGCCCUGCAGAGCGAGUUCCACACCUACAGGCUCAUGCUGCAGGACACAGAGGACGAGCUGGGCAAGGCCCACGUGGAGUGCGCGGCGGCCAUGAGUGAGUUGCAGACCCUCCAGCAGACCACCCAGCAGGAGCUGGAGCUGAGGAGGCAGAUGGACACCUCCACUGUGGAGAAGCUGCAGGAGCACACAACCUCCAACAAGAUGACCAAGUGCUUCCACCAGCUCAUCCUGAAGGUCCAGAAGGAGAAGACCAACCUGGUGACACAUCUUUCCAAAAUUGAUGGUGAUGUCGCUCAGACCACCCUGGACAUCACAAACGCCAGCUGCAGGCUGGACAUGCAUCAGAAGACGCUGGCUGAGCUGGACCAGGAAGUGAAAAAAGUCAACGACCUCAUCUCCAACAGCGAGAACGAAAUCUCCAGACGCACGAUCCUGAUCGAGAGAAAGCAAGGCCUCGUCAACUUCUUCAACAAGCAGCUGGAGCGGAUGGUUUCUGAGCAGGGGGGGGAAGAGGUGGGGCCCCUGGAGCUGGAAAUCAAAAGGCUGAGCAAGCUGAUCGAGGAGCACAACAGCAGCGUGAGGCAGGCGCAGGGCACCUGGCUGCGCCUGCAGCAGGAGAUGGUGAUGGCCACGCGGGAGCGCGAGGAGCAGCUGGGCUCCCUGGCCACCUUCAAGAAGGAGGUCCGCAUCCUGGAGCAGAAGAAGCUGCGAAUAGAGAACAAGAUCGAUCAGGAGAAGGAGGAGCAGAAGGAGAUCGAGCGCCACAUGAAGGACCUGGACAACGACCUGAAGAAGCUCAGCGUGCUGAUGAGCAAGAGCCGCAGCAGCUCCGAGGGGCUGCAGCAGGACAACCUGGUGACCGAGAACGAGUUCCUGCGCUCGCUGAAGGCCUCUGAGAGGGAGACCAUCGAGAUGCAGGAGAAGCUGAACCAGCUCAGCGAGGAGAAGGCAGCCGCCCUCAACAGCCUGGUGGAGACAGAACACCAGAUCAUGCUUUGGGAGAAAAAAAUCCAACUGGCAAAGGAGAUGCGCGCCUCAGUGGAUUCCGAGACCGGCCAGACAGAGAUCCGGGCCAUGAAGGCCGAGAUCCACAGGAUGAAGGUCAAGCAUGGGCAGCUGCUGAAGCAGCAGGAGAAGAUGAUCCGCAACAUGGAGCUGGCUGUCGCCCGGAGAGAGACCAUUGCGAGCCGGGCCGAGGGGCAGUGCAAGACGGACAGGAAGUUGCUCACCCGGACAGACUUCCACCACAAGCAGAUGGAGCUGCGACGAAAGAUCAGGGACAUUCACAAGGCCACUGAGGAGUGCACCAAAGUCACCUUGGAAUUGGAAGAAACUCAAAACUGUGUGAGCAACUCCCUCCUGGAGAAGCAGGAACAGCUAUCAGCGAUGCAGUCCCGUGUGGAUGAUAUAGAAGCUGACCUGGACCGGCUCGUGGCCCUUAAGCGACAGAACCUUUCCCAGCUCGUGGCCCUGCAGACGCGCCUCAAGCACCUCCAGGCUGUGAAGGAUGGCAGGUAUGUGUUCCUGUUCCGCUCCAAGCAGUCACUGCUGGCAGAGCGCAGGCGCCUGGAGGACCGGCUGGCCAUCAUCAGCACCAUCCUUGACCACGUGAAGGACGAGUACCCCCAGUUCCAGGAGGCCUUGCUCAAGGUCAGCCAGAUGGUCGCCAACAAGCUCGAGUCACCGGGCUCCUCCUAGAGAACAGCCUGGACCCCACCUUCCCAGGCCGGCCCCCCAGGAAGAGAUUAGAAUUUUGUGUAUUAUCAGGGACUUAGAAUCUUUCUGGGUCACUGAAAGCCAUGUCUACCCUCAGAGAUGACACCAUUUAAGAGAAAUA